Molecule: messenger RNA, 2481 nt
Organism: Malassezia pachydermatis
Lineage: Eukaryota; Fungi; Basidiomycota; Malasseziomycetes; Malasseziales; Malasseziaceae
Product: gata transcription factor 11
Exons: 2
Coding region: 1-2481 (826 amino acids)
Biological process (GO): regulation of DNA-templated transcription
Molecular function (GO): sequence-specific DNA binding; zinc ion binding
Source: RefSeq, a predicted model, not a curated record
AUGCCGGGCUCACCCGUACCGCCGCUGACGCCGCCGCCGACUUCGGCAACGGCUGCAGCGACUACGCCAGCAACCGCGCCUGCCCAGGCCCCGUCGACUGCGCAUGCGGCUUCCACAUCGCAUGGGCCUUCUACAUCGACACAGCUACCACCGAAAAAACCAACCAAACCUUCCUCGCAUGCCAGUCGGGCCAAGAAUGUGGCGCUGGCCGCCCUUACUGGUGGCAGUAUCGGCCUGGCUGGGCCAGAUACCCCCAUGCCAGGGUUCUUACCUGCUGGUGGCGGCGGUAGGAAAGUGAUUCCAGAGCUGGUGCUACCCUUCUCUUUGCCUACAGUGCUGGCGUCGGAGCCAUGCUCGCUGACCAAGGAGAACCAGCCGCCAACGUCUGAAGCUUCACAGCCUCUUGGGUCGAGCCUUGUCUUUCUUCAGGCCCUGCGCCAAACGCGUAUGAUGCACAUGGUCCAAGUCUUACCUGCUUUUUGUCAUCGUCAACGUGCCGGUAUGGACUUCUUCGACGCUGUGCCAUCCCAGCUCUUGCCGUACUUGGCCCCGAAAAAGACCCCUGUUCUCCUAGCGUUGGGUCGAGCAGAUGUGCGUGCCGGCCCGAUGACGUACUAUGGUGUGCGAUUCUGGCUUGUUCGUCCCGAUAUCCCAUCGCCACCUGCAACCACAGCUUCGGCAUCGUCCACGCCCGGACCAGGAGCACGGCCCUCAGCCAGUGCUUCAUCGAGCUCGGCGGCGCCGGCGCCCACGUCCGAUACCAAGCCGCCCCCUACGCCCUCCUCGUCCGCGCCGACAAGUGCCAAUUCGCCGCACGCACAGACACAGGUCCCUCGACCGCCGCUAGAUCCUGCGUUUGUGGCGCGCUUGCAGCAGCGAGCAGAGCGAGAUCCACAACUACAGCAUCUUCUUCACCUGGCACGUGUCGGCCAGCUUCCAGAGAGUGGGCUUAUCCAGCUCAAUGGUAUUCUAGCCUCGCUCAUGGCCCCACCGCCAGCCCCACCGCAACCUGUGCACGAUCCACGAAUCCCACCAAUGGUGUUGGUGGAGUUUCCAGAAAAUCCCAGUUUGUACUUUAUACUACCGCUAUGGCAUGCGGCCGUGGAGCGAACACCGCGAACGCCAGAGGCACCUGCUUCCAUUCAGCUUAGCUUUUGUAUACCGGCUAUUGGGUCCAAGGCAGCGGGCGAUAGUGGGAAAGAGGAAGCACAGCGUGCCGAGUAUGGUAUGUUGGUCCAACCCCUCACAUCCCCUCCGGCCGUGCAGGACAAGGUCGAAGCGCCUCCUCCUCCCACAGCGGCUCCCUCCGCAACACCCUCACCCCCACCUGUGGCGACGCCAUCUACCAAGCGAGGACGUCGGAGUAGCGCACGAACCAAAAGCAACGAGACGUCCACACCACCCCCGCCGAAAAAGGCCAAGGCUCACGCUCCUGUGGACGAUACCUCGACAGUGCCUACGAGGCAUCACGAGCUCUUCCCUCUCACAUGGCACAUUGCCAACGAGGGCCCUUUGGACGAUCGUAUUUGGGACUGCUUUGGUCGUGUGCCUGGAUGCAUAACCAGAGGGACUUGGGCGACGCCGCAUGACGAGCAGAUCUUUCACGCUCUUCGACAUUCUUUCCAGCAACGGCUGGCUAGUCGGCCUACAUUGUACACACUUCCACCGACGAUUCGUCCUAGCGACAUUCCCCCUGGCUUGUCGGAUCAUGUGAACGACAAAUACGCUAUGCGCACGAUUACGUACACCAACCGUCCUCAUCCCAAACGCAAAGUCGCUAUGGUGUCGGAUGCCAAAGAGGUCGCUACGAUCAGUGCGAAUGAAGCUGUGCCACGUAGGACGUCGACACCCGAUGGCGCCGUAAAACCGAAGCGCAAGCGUCAUGUGGCGACACACAAUCCUGACGGGAGCAUCAAAAGCUGUGGUGCCUGCGGAAAGACCAAGACACCCAUGUGGCGUCGAGGCCCGAAAGGUCCGUCUCAGCUGUGCAAUGCAUGUGGCGCAAAAUGGAAGGCGGGUCGAUUGGUGGUGCCGGAGGUGCCCCCACCGCCCAUUCUCAAUGAUACCUUGCCUGUGCGGCAUGUCAAGGCGCCGCCAGUAUCUCCGCUGGGGGCCAAGCCGAGCCCCUCUACCUUGCCUGCCGUACCUGGCCCUUCGUCCGUGCCUGUGGGCCUGCCUGUGCCUGCGCCUCCUUCUGCCACACAAGGGCCUGGCUCACCAUACCGACCCCCACCGCCUAUUGUGGUGGCACGGAUGCCAUCGACCUUGCCAACGCAGCCGGCAAGGCCCGUGCCAUCUGCGUCGCCUCACCCGCCCCCUACGGAGGAAUCGGCCACGAACGCUACGAUACCAACUACACCUGCCCCUGCGGCCCAGCGUCCCGCCGACACUUCCUCGGCAGGCACCAGUGGGCUGCCCUCGAUGCCACCCGUGCCCACUGUCCCACGCACGGACGAAAAGGGGUCUGCUCCUACUCCCUAA